This is a messenger RNA of Corapipo altera (White-ruffed manakin), 1043 nucleotides long. It is a transcript of the gene RAB33A, whose product is annotated as RAB33A, member RAS oncogene family. Bases 313 to 999 code for a protein of 228 amino acids. Gene Ontology annotation, molecular function: GTP binding; GTPase activity. The record is from RefSeq and is a predicted model, not a curated record. Gene Ontology annotation, cellular component: endosome; Golgi apparatus. The transcript has 2 exons. Gene Ontology annotation, biological process: Rab protein signal transduction. Lineage: Eukaryota; Metazoa; Chordata; Aves; Passeriformes; Pipridae.
GCGGAGCCGUGCGGUGCCGGUGCCGCUACACGGGACUGUGCCGGUGCCGGUACCCGGGGCGGAGCCGCGUUGUAUUGGCGCCCGUACGCGGUGCCGGUGCGCGGGGCUGUGCCGGUGCCGCUCCACGGGGCGGGGACGCGCGGUGCCGUAGCCGGUGCGUGGGGCGGAGCGGUGCCGGUGCCGCUCCACGGGGCGGUGCCGUGUUGUGCCGGUGCCGCUACGCGGGGCGGUGCCGGUGCCGUGCGGUGCCGUAGCCAGCGCGCGGGGCGCCGCGCCCCCAUGAGCCGGUGAGGCGGCGGCGGUGCGGGAGGGAUGGCGGCGGGCGGCGGCGGCGGGGGGCGGCCGCCGGGCUCCGACCCCGCGCUGGAGCCCUACGUGCAGACCCGCAUCUUCAAAAUCAUCGUGAUCGGAGACUCCAACGUGGGCAAGACGUGCCUGACCUUCCGCUUCUGCGGGGGCACCUUCCCCGGCAAGACCGAGGCCACCAUCGGCGUGGACUUCCGCGAGAAGACGGUGGAGAUCGAGGGGGAGCGUAUCAAGGUGCAGGUGUGGGACACGGCCGGCCAGGAGAGGUUUCGGAAGAGCAUGGUGGAGCACUACUACCGCAACGUGCACGCCGUGGUCUUCGUGUACGACGUGACAAAGAUGAGCUCCUUCACCAACCUCAAGACAUGGAUUGAGGAGUGCAAUGGGCACGCGGUGUCCCCGCUCGUCCCCAGGGUGCUCGUGGGGAACAAGUGUGACUUGAAGGACCUGAUCCAGGUGCCAUCCAGCCUGGCCCUCAAGUUCGCCGAUGCUCACAACAUGCUUUUGUUUGAGACCUCGGCCAAGGACCCGCAGGAGAGCCAGAACGUGGACGCCAUUUUCAUGUGCCUGGCCUGCCGGCUGAAGGCGCAGCGCUCGCUGCCCUGCCGGGACGCCGAGGGCUGGCCAGGGCAGCCCCAGCCGCAGUCCCGCCGGCUGGACGAGGCCAGCGGGAAAGGCUCCUGCCCGUGCUGAGCGGGACCUGGCCCGGACCCCAAUAAAGGCUCUGAGCCCCCUGC